Nyctereutes procyonoides (raccoon dog) is the source of this 8848-nucleotide messenger RNA. It is a transcript of the gene ZFYVE16, whose product is annotated as zinc finger FYVE-type containing 16. Gene Ontology annotation, biological process: endosomal transport; protein targeting to lysosome. NCBI's taxonomy places the organism in Eukaryota, Metazoa, Chordata, Mammalia, Carnivora, Canidae. The coding region runs from base 176 to 4798 and encodes 1540 amino acids. The record is from RefSeq and is a predicted model, not a curated record. The transcript has 18 exons. Gene Ontology annotation, molecular function: metal ion binding. Gene Ontology annotation, cellular component: early endosome membrane.
CUCCCCAACUGGUCGGGGGAAAAACAAACCCGGAGCCGACGGAGCCGCCCCGGGACUCCCGGCGGGGGUCGCCCUGCGCUGCGCUGCGCUGCGCGGCGGCCGUCGAGCCCCACGGAGCUUCUCGGGGUGUGGGCAGGCAUAUAAGGAUUAAAUUCUGACUAAGUCUACAAGUAGGAUGGACAGUUAUUUUAAAGCAGCAGUCAGUGACUUGGACAAACUCCUUGAUGAUUUUGAACAGAAUCCAGAUGAACAAGACUAUCUUCAAGAUGAGCAAAAUGCAUUUGGUUCUAACCACUGUUCAGUUUCUUCAGAGUUGGUUUCCUCACAACUGACUUCACUGCUACAGAAGGAUCAACAAUGCAUUAAUUGUUGUGCCUCAUCAGAAACAUGCUAUGAAACAAAUCAGAUUUCCCUGAACAAAACACUCGAGGGACUAACUUCCAUACAAAAUGAAAAAAAUGUAACAGGACUUGAUCUCCUUUCUUCUGUGGAUGGUGGCACUUCAGAUGAAAUCCAGCCUCUCUCUAUAGGACGAUGUAAUAAACCUGUCUGUGAUCUGAUAAGCGACAUGGGUAACUUAGUUCAUGUAACUAAUAGUGAAGAAGAUAUUAAACAGUUAUUGCCAGAUGAUUUUAAGUCUAGUGCAGAUUCUUUGAUUGGAUUGGAUUUAUCUUCAGUGUCAGAAACUCUCUGUGCUUCUCCAACCGACCGUGGUAAUAAUACUGUCAGAGAGGAACAGAAUGAUGUCAACUCUGAAUUACAAAAUAGAGCAGUCAGUGGAGCUGAAGAAUUGGGUAUAAAAGUAGAUACAACAGCUUCAGAUUCAUGUCAUUACAGUGGAAAAGAGAAUUUAAAAGAUCAAGAGAUCUCUAAUCAGUUAGAACCAGUUGUUGAUUUUAACAUGCCAUCUGCUUUGACUCAACAAAGUUCCAAAAUGUUUCAUGCCAAAGACAGCCUACAGCACAGGGACCAGCCAUGUGUAUUACAGAAAGCCAAUAACUGUUUGGUAAAAGAGGAAGUAGAUGUGGCAGUCAGAGCUGCCACAGAAUGUUUAAAAGAAAGAGACCACACAAGUGCUUUGCCUUGCAGUUUUCCAAAAAAUGAGGAUUUAUACUUAAAGGAUUCAAAUGCAAAAGAUGAAAAUUUCAAAUUACCUGACUUUUCCUUUCAGGAAGAUAGGACUGCUGUAUUUAUAAAACAGGCUGCAAAAGAAGGCUCAAGAGAUGUGGAUCUUAAAGAUAAUCAAGAUGUAAUCCAAGAUUCCUCUCCAACUCUACAUGUUUCAGAUGAAGAGAUAUACUCCUCACUGUCUUGUCUUCCAGUACCUGGAUCUUUGUGUGGAUCAUUAAUUGAAAAUAAAGCAUAUGGUGAUUGUUUACUACAGAAUGAACAUAAAGAUAACAUACAAGAUGCAGUACAUGAAGAAAUACAGAAGAGUGUUAUUCUGGGUGAGGAACCAUUAAAGGAAAAUGAUCUUUUGAAACAGGAAAAAUGUAAAAACAUAAUUGAACAGGUAGAAGAUAGAAAGGUAGAGUCCAACCAGAUGAUAAUCAGAGUUGAGUCUUUGGAUUACCCUGGUAACACAAAUUCUUCUGCAGGUACAGAAUCUCAAAUGGAGCUUUCUGGGGCUAAUGCACCAGAGUUUCCUGAUUCUUGUGAAGGUUUCCCUUUUUCAAGCAAUGAUAUCGAUGGGCAAGACUUAGAUUACUUUAAUAUUGAUGAAGGCAUGAAAAGUGGUGCAUUAAUUAGUGAUGCUGAACUUGAUGCCUUUCUGACUGAACAAUAUCUCCAGACUAAUAACAUAAAAUCAUUUGAAGAAAGUGCAAAUGACUCAAAAUCUCAAACGAAUCAGAUAGACAUGAAAGGCCUAGAUGAUGGAAGCAUCAAUAAUAUGUAUUUCAAUGCUGAAACAGGAGCUAAUGGAGAAAGUCCUGGUAUUAAUAUGAUAUGUGAAACAAUUGAUAAACAGAAUACAACAGAAAAUGGUGGCCUUUCUUUAGGGGAAAAAAAUACAAUUCUGGUUGAACAAGGGUUAUCUAACAGUAAAUCUGAGAUUACAAAUGAAUUAUCAGUCUCUGAUAUUAACAAUCAGUCUUCUAUUCAUGUUGGAGGGGCCAGACCAAAGCAAUUGUUUAACAUUCCAUCAAGACCAAGAGGUUCAAAGGAACCAAAUAAACCAGAUGUUCCAAAUAUGCCCGAAAGUGAGCCCAGCAUAGCAAAUACGAUUGUUCCAACUACUUGUACUCCCGAUGCUACAACUGAUCCUCAGGUUAGCUUCAACUCUAAUUACAUUGACAUAGAAAGUAAUUUUGAAGGUGGAUCCACUUUUGUAACUGUGAAUGAAGAAUCUCUACCUGCAAACACUUGCAAAGAAGGCCUCGUUUUGGGCCAGAAACAACCUACUUGGGUUCCUGAUUCAGAAGCUCCAAACUGUAUGAACUGCCAAGUCAAAUUUACUUUCACAAAACGACGACAUCAUUGCCGAGCAUGUGGGAAAGUAUUUUGUGGUGUCUGUUGUAAUAGGAAGUGUAAACUACAAUAUCUAGAAAAGGAAGCAAGAGUGUGUGUAGUCUGCUUUGAGACUAUUAGUAAAGCUCAGGCAUUUGAAAGGAUGAUGAGUCCAACUGGUUCUAAUCUUAAAUCUAAUCAUUUUGAUGAAUGUGCCACCACCCAGCCUCUUCAGGAGACUCAAACAUCCAGUAUACCUUCACCUACAACUUUACCCAUCUCAGCACUUAAACAACCAAAUGUUGAAGGAUUAAGCUCCAAAGAACAGAAGAGAGUAUGGUUCGCAGAUGGUAUACUGCCCAAUGGUGAAGUUGCAGAUACAACAAAGUUAUCAUCUGGAAGUAAAAGAUGUUCUGAAGACAUUAGUCCUCUCUUACCUGAUAUGCCCUUGACAGUAAAUACAGUGGAUCAUGCCCAUUCUACUACAGUGGAAAAAGCAAACAAUGAGAUAGAAGAUAUUACAAGAAAUGAGAUAAUUCAGAGUCCUAUUUCUCAGGUUCCAUCUGUGGAAAAACUGCCUACAAACACAGGAACUGAGGGGCUACCUACUUCUUGUUCUUUUAUGCCAAAUGAUGAUGUUUUUGCAGAAAUUGAGGGACCACCUAGUCCUACUGGUGUCUUAGUUCCCAGCAAUUUACCUGUUGCUAGUACUUCAGAUUAUAGGUUACUGUGUGGUAUUGACAAGAAUGUUUGCAAUAAGAUUAGUCUUCUACCUAAUGAUGAGGACAGUUUGCCACCUCUUCUGGUUCCAUCUGGAGAAAAGGGAUCAGUGCCUGUAGUAGAGGAACGCCCAUCUCAUGAGCAGAUCAUUUUGCUUCUUGAAGGCAAACGUUUUCAUCCUGUUACAUUUGUCCUAAAUGCUAAUCUACUGGUGAAUGUCAAGUUAGUAUUUUAUUCCUCAGACAAAUAUUGGUACUUCUCAACCAAUGGAUUGCAUGGCUUGGGACAGGCAGAAAUUAUUAUUCUGUUACUAUGUUUGCCAAAUGAAGUUACUAUCCCAAAGGACAUCUUCAAACUGUUUAUCACCAUCUAUAAGGAUGCUCUGAAAGGAAAAUACAUAGAAAAUUUGGACAAUAUUACUUUUACUGAGAGUUUUCUCAGUAGCAAGGAUCAUGGAGGAUUUCUGUUUAUUACACCUACUUUUCAGAAACUUGAUGAUCUGCUAUUACCAAGUAAUCCUUUUCUUUGUGGAAUUCUUAUUCAGAAGCUAGAAAUUCCCUGGGCAAAGGUUUUUCCUAUGCGUUUAAUGUUGAGAUUGGGUGCAGAAUAUAAAGCAUAUCCUGCUCCUCUAACGAGUAUCAGAGGUCGGAAACCUCUUUUUGGAGAAAUAGGACACACUAUUAUGAACUUGCUUGUUGACCUUCGGAAUUACCAGUAUACCUUGCAUAAUAUAGAUCAGCUAUUGAUUCAUAUGGAAAUGGGGAAGAGCUGCAUAAAAAUACCUCGGAAAAAAUACAGUGAUGUAAUGAAGGUUAUAAAUUCUUCUAAUGAGCAUGUCAUUAGCAUUGGAGCCAGUUUUAGUACUGAAGCAGAUUCUCACCUAGUCUGUGUACAAAAUGAUGGCAUUUAUCAAACACAGGCCAACAGUGCUACUGGCCAUCCUAGAAAAGUGACAGGUGCAAGUUUUGUGGUAUUCAAUGGAGCUCUAAAAACAUCUUCAGGAUUUCUUGCUAAGUCCAGCAUAGUUGAAGAUGGCUUAAUGGUACAAAUAACGCCAGAGACCAUGGAUGGCUUGCGGCUUGCUCUACGAGAACAGAAAGACUUUAAAAUUACAUGUGGGAAAGUUGAUGCUGUAGACCUAAGAGAAUAUGUGGAUAUCUGCUGGGUAGAUUCUGAAGAAGAAGGAAACAAAGGUGUUAUUAGUUCAGUGGAUGGGAUAUCAUUACAAGGAUUUCCAAGUGAAAAGAUAAAACUGGAAGCAGAUUUUGAAACCGAUGAGAAGACUGUAAAGUGUACUGAGGUAUUCUACUUUCUAAAGGACCAGGAUUUAUCUGUUUCAGCAACUCGUUAUCAGUUUGCAAAAGAAAUAGCCAUGGCUUGUAGUGCUGCACUGUGCCCUCAUCUGAAAACUCUAAAGAGUAAUGGGAUGAAUAAAAUUGGCCUCAGAGUUUCCAUUGACACUGAUAUGGUUGAAUUUCAGGCAGGAUCUGAAGGCCAGCUUCUUCCUCAGCAUUAUUUAAAUGAUCUUGAUAGUGCUCUAAUCCCUGUGAUCCAUGGUGGGACCUCCGACUCUACUAGUUUACCAUUAGAAAUAGAAUUAGUAUUUUUCAUUAUAGAAAAUCUUUUUUAGUGAAAGAUGAGUCAUAUUAUAUAUUGCAAACUAAUUUGUUAAAACUACAUUCACUAAAGCUGAAAUGCCACAAACACUAAAAGUAAAUGUUUGCUGUUUGAAACACGUAAGUUUUGCUUUUUAGGCAGGAAAUUAUCUUUUUAAAUCAUUAGCACAAUAUUUAAAUCUCUAAAAACUUAAGAGACCCCCAGUUUUUGAAGCUUUGACUUACUGCAAGUACUAAAAAGACAAAGAUUUCUUUUGUCUUAAAUAAAUUUGUAGCAUUUACUGUGUCAUUUAAAUGCAAAGCCAAAGUAUCUGCACUUAUGUAUACCUCGUUAUACCAAGAAUGAUUUUAAUGAAGGCUUUUUCCAGAUAUAACCUUAUGAGGGAAAUAGCUGUUAUAUAUGCCAGUUAUAUUGCUGGUUACUAAAGUCUGUUAAAAAUGAAUUUCAGUGACACGAUUUUCAGAUCUUAGUCUUAUAUGAUAAUUCUUUGAGUAAGAUAAUUUAUUUGUAAUAAUUGGAGUGGAGAUCUACCUCCAUGAUUAGAUAAACUCUGAUUAUUUGGAUUAAAAUCAGAAUUUUGCCUUCUUUUCUUCUCAAAUUAUAUAUAUAUAUGGUUUUUUUCUUGAUUAAAUGGGUAUUCUUAAAAUAAUUGUGGGUGCUUCAGAAUUUUGUGCUUCUAUAUUUAAGUACAUUGUUUUUAUAGCAAAAACAUGAUUCAGUAUGUGUUUUAUAAGUCUUUAAUAAUUUAUAAAUAGGUGAUAUUUUUGUAUUGCAGUGCAUUAUUUUUCCUCUUUCCUUCGAAAAUAUACCCUACUUUAUUUAUCACUUUUAAGAGUGAUUGACAACAGGCCAUAUGACCCUUGAUGAAGACUUAUGUAGCAAUAAAUUAAGCCUGAAACAGGUUUUUUUUUUUAAACUUCUUUACUUAACUUUCUUGGCAAGUCUGCAUAUUUUCAUUGACACUAAUGUAUUAAAUAUACACUUUAAUGAACUAAUUUUUGCAUAUUUUAAAUUCUUUAUAUGAUAGUUAUUUUUUAUAACAGGAUAUUAACAUAAGUUAAAUUCUAUGUAUUUGAAACUGUUACAGAACUUUCCUCUUCAAACAGCAAAGUUUUAAGUACAUUGUGUUAAAAAAAAAAAGUAAAGGGGAUAUUUUAGUUAGUCCUGUCAUUUACAUUAUAUAAAAUAUAAUCAUUAUUUUGAUGCUUUUUUUAUUCUUAUAUGGCAAUAUGUUUUUGUAUCAAAAACACUCAUUAUAUAUCUCAAGAAAAAGAAACUACACUACAUAGCCCUGACAUAAAAAUACUUAUGAAGCAUCUCAAUUUGAUGACCAAAUCAGGGUUAUAACUCAGGAUAUGAGGUCUCAGGCUAGGAGAGACUGAGAAUUUUGCUCCACUGGUCAUAUGGUUCGUACUGAAUCACUGUAGUACUAACCAAAGAUACCUUAUGAAGGAGAUUAUCAGUCUUCUGGAAGUAGUUACUUCAUAAACAAUGUAAAAUGUUGCAGCUAUUAAAUAAAAUGGCAACACAAAGUAACCUGUGAAAUUUAUUGCUAUGGUGUAAGAUAAAAACAAUUGCAUAUCAAACUCAGUUUAUGUUUUCUUUAUAUAGUGUGUUUAUUUUGCAGUAUAAGUAGUUGCACAGUCUAUAUAUACUGAAAUUAUUUUAUUUAUUUAUUUUUUAUUUUUAGUAAUCUCUACACCACCCACCACCCUAAGAUCAAGAGUCACAUGCUCUUCUACUGAGCCAGCCAGGUGCUCCUGAAAUUACUUAAAAAUAACAAAAUGGUGGAGAGCUCUUCCCACGAUAGGAUAGCUUUAGAUUUAUUUUCAUAAAGCCUCUACAUUUAAUGAAAAUUAGAAAAUAUGCCUUUGGAGGCACAUUUUAAAGUAUUAUUUGUAGAUAUAUAGUACGUUUCUGAAUGUAGUUAACUUAUUGGUCAUAUUCUUCACAUUGGUACUUACUUUGAAACUUUAAUUUUUUUAAAGGUGAAGAAAUAAAAUGGCUCUUUGUAUUCAGUCCACAAUGAUCUGUUUUUGGUCUUAGGCUUUUUAAUACUGGUCUCUUUCUCUGAAUUUUGAAAUAUGAAAUGAAAUCUAGCCCACUUGUUCUAUGCAGCCACACAACAAAUUUUGUCUAUAUACUUGUUAUGUGCAGAGCACUUUGUUAGGCUUCUCUGGUUGAAAGAUGAUUAAGAUAGUUCUUUCCCUUAGGAGCUGAAUAUAUGAUGCAGAUAAUUAACAAAGUAAAAGUAACUGCUGUAAUGGAGAUAUGAAUGUUGACUACGUGGUUGGAAAGCAACCCAGAAGGAUAGCCUCCUGAAGACAAUAAGGAGAACUUGUUAGAUAGUGGUCAUUAAACUUGGCUAGGUAAGAGAUAAAAACCCGAAAAGUAGGUAAUAUAUAAAAAGAUCGAACUUUCCCUUUUAAGACAAUUUAAAGAGUUUUCUGUGUUAUAUGAAUAUCUUAACCUAUGAUUUAAUCAUAAAAGCAAUAGCCUGACUAUGGUGUCUCAACUGUCUAAUUUUAUAACAGCUUAGAUUCAGAUACUGUUUUAUAAGUAAAGAAUAGACUUUUCUUUUUUUAGUCACAAGCAUAACUUUGAUAACUUGACUCACAUUUUAAUAGAUAAUAUCCUGAAAUAAACCAGAAACCUACAAAUCCAUCUUAGGUUUUAAUUUCUUUGUGAUUAAAAAAUGUUUUACAUAGGAGAUAUAUAUAUAUAUAUAUAUAUAUAUAUAUAUAUAUAUAUACACACACACACAUAUAUGUAUGAUUCAGAAAUCAGAAAAAUAUAAAAAAUAUUUUAAAAAUCAAUAUGCAUUUUAACUUCCACCUUAUAUGUGUCUGCCUUGUUCUUCCUACCCUCCAAUCUCAACCAGCUAAUCAUUUUUAUUAGUUUCUUAUGUCUUCCCACAGUUUAGGUGUAGUAGCAGCAAAUACAAAUAGAUUUUUUUCCUCUUCUCAUUUUUUAUACAAAAUGUAGCAUGGUGUUUACAUUGAAGAGCACAUUCACUUCCUCAAUUACUUUGAGUUAUGAGGUUCAUACCUAGAAUCUUAAAGGUUUCAUUCCUUCUCAGACCACUUUUACUCAUGAUUGAUAAAAGCAUAUUAAUUGCACAGAGGCAAGAAAAAUUUUUUUACAGGAAUUAGACCGUAUGUUUCAAAUAGGAAGACUAUUUUUCUCAUAACAAAUUUUUUAUUACUAAAAUGUGUGCAAGUUUAUUUUUUAUUUAUCUAUGUUUAAAACCUCUAUUUUUUUUCCUACCAGACACUAAGCCUUGCCAUCUAAAUUUAUCUUUUACCACUUAACUGAGGUUUUUUUUUCACAUCAGAUUUUUAGUAAUUUGAGAUCUUUAUAUUCUUUCUUUCUUUUGGAUAUACCUUGGAACAAUUUAAUAUUUAACACCUUUUGGGAAAUAUUUUGCACAUCUGCAUUGAUAAAAUUACAACCAUAUUUUUAGGCUUUAUACAACUGAAAAACUGGGUUUAACUCAAUGCUUUGUUAUGAACCUCUGAGUAUAAGAAAGGUUUUCUUUUUCUUUUCUUUUUUUUUUUUCUUUUGGUAAAAUACAGUGCUUACCAGCCUCCAAGAUAACCCCCUAGUGAUCUCUGCCUCCUGGUAUUGAUACCCUUGUGUAGUCCCUUCCCACAAGACAUUAUUGGUCUUUGUGACCAAUAAAAUAUGGCAGAAGGGUUAGGAUAUCAUUUCUAAGAUUAUGUUGUAAAAAACUAUCACUUCCAUCUUUGGUACAUUUCUCCCCACUUUCUUUUUGUCCCUUCUUAUCCUUUCCUCUUCCCUCUGACCCUCACUCCCUGUUAGAUCAACUCAUUCUUAGGGAAGCUAGCUGCCAGGUAUGCUCAGCCCCAUGAAGAAGCCAACUUGGCAAGGAACUGAAGCCAACAGCCAUAUGAAUGGAAGUGGAUCCUCCAACGGCAGUCAAGCCUUCAAAUUGCAGCGCUGUCAAAAGUUUGCAACCUCAUAAGAACCACCAAACUAAACCAUUCUCAGAUUCCCAAAUCUCAAAAACUGUGUAAGAUAAUAAAUGUUUUAAGAUGCUAAA